AUGCGAGCCGAGAUGACUUUCGAAACCUGGAUCGCGGCACCGAUUGGCCGUCAAACCGCCGCCGACAGCCAAUGGGCGCUCGUCAAACGCGAUGACUCUGCGGUUUCAGCGCGGCCGCCGCGGAAAAUAAAAGGGGAAAAGGCGGGAGAGGGAAAAAGAACGGCUUCCGUUAAAGUAGCGUCCGUCUUUGUGGGCCGA
Molecule: messenger RNA, 198 nt
Organism: Iphiclides podalirius (scarce swallowtail)
Lineage: Eukaryota; Metazoa; Arthropoda; Insecta; Lepidoptera; Papilionidae
Source: the annotation of a GenBank genome assembly